Molecule: messenger RNA, 2725 nt
Organism: Antechinus flavipes (yellow-footed antechinus)
Lineage: Eukaryota; Metazoa; Chordata; Mammalia; Dasyuromorphia; Dasyuridae
Gene: ISM1
Product: isthmin 1
Exons: 6
Coding region: 101-1492 (463 amino acids)
Biological process (GO): negative regulation of angiogenesis
Source: RefSeq, a predicted model, not a curated record
CCAGACUCCGGCUCCACCCCCGCCACCUCCUCCGCCCCCGCCGCCGCCGCCUCUGCCACCGCCAGCCCCGCGGGGUCCUAAAGCCGCUCGGCUGAAGAGGAUGGUCCGACUGGCUGCGGAACUGCUGCUGCUUCUGGGACUUUUGCUGCUUACCUUGCACAUCACUGUACUGCGGGGUAACGGUGCAGACGGGCCGGACGCAGCCCCCAGCAACGCUAGCCACGGACAACUGCAGAACAACCUCAAUGUGGAAAGCCAUUCUUUAUCAGAGCCCAGUUUCUCACUCACCAGGGAAGAGCAGAGGGAGUAUCCUGACCAUCAAGCUGCACACAGACCAUUCCCCAAGCAACGAUUCAGGCAAGAGCACAGCCAUACAUCUUUACAGAGAGAUGGUCCCAGGUCCUUUCUCUUAGAUCUACCAAACUUUCCAGAUCUCUCAAAAGCUGAUAUCAAUGGACAAAAUCCAAACAUUCAGGUUACCAUAGAGGUUGUUGAUGGUCCAGACACAGAGUCAGAGAAAGACUUGCACCCAGAAAACAAGCCCAGCUGGCCAAUCCCAUCACCUGAUUGGCGUAAUUGGUGGCAGAGGUCUUCCACCUUGACAAGGGUAAACAGUGGUGACCAGGACUACAAGUUUGAUAGCACUACAGAAGAUAGCAACUUCCUCAACCCCCCCAGGGGAUGGGAUCGCCAUGCCCCAAGCCAUCGGACUUUUGAAACCAAAGAACAGCCAGAAUAUGAUUACAUUGAUGGGGAAGGAGACUGGAGCCCAUGGUCUGUCUGCAGUGUAACCUGUGGAAGUGGCAAUCAGAAGCGAACCAGGUCCUGUGGCUACGCCUGUACAGCCACAGAGUCUCGAACAUGUGACCGCCCAAACUGCCCAGGAAUUGAAGACACCUUUCGGACAGCUGCCACAGAAGUAAGCCUGCUUGCAGGAAGUGAAGAAUUUAACGCCACCAAACUUUUUGAAGUUGACACUGACAGUUGUGAGAGAUGGAUGAGCUGCAAGAGUGAGUUUUUAAAGAAGUAUAUGCACAAAGUGAUCAAUGACCUUCCUAGCUGCCCUUGUUCCUAUCCAACAGAAGUUGCCUACAGCACAGCAGAGAUCUUUGACCAUAAUAAGCGGAAAGACUUUCGCUGGAAGGAUGCAAGUGGACCAAAGGAGAAGCUGGACAUUUACAAGCCUACAGCCCGAUAUUGCAUCAGAUCCAUGCUCUCCUUGGAAAGCACAACACUGGCAGCCCAGCACUGUUGUUAUGAUGACAAUAUGCAACUCAUUACCAGGGGAAAAGGCGCUGGGACUCCAAACCUGAUUAGCAUCGAGUUCUCUGCAGAGCUCCAUUACAAAGUAGACAUUUUGCCCUGGAUAAUUUGCAAGGGAGACUGGAGCAGGUAUAAUGAAGCCCGGCCUCCAAACAAUGGUCAAAAAUGUACAGAAAAUCCUUCUGAUGAAGACUAUUACAAGCAGUUCCAGGAAGCUAGGGAAUAUUAAGAGGGUGAGGCUAUUCAGCCUUGAGGGGGAAGGUAAUAAUUCUACACCUAGCACCUGUGAUAACAAAUUUUCUGCACUGAUCUGCUUGAAAUGGAGUUAAUCUACUUCUUUAUAAUAUAUAUGUAUAUUUGUAUAUAAUAAUACAUGUGUAUUUUCCAUAAGUUACAGAAUGGUCAUGCAUAGAGCCAUGAGACUUUUUAUAUGAAGUCAUACAUACCCUUUUAUGCAUACUGAAAAUAAUGUAUAUGGUGAUCAAACCUAUGUAGAAAGGGGGGGAAAAGUAAGCCAGGAAAAUAAGCAGGAAUAAGUAGUUGGUGUGAUUAAACUCAUGCUUUGACCCAGUAUUUCAGAGUAUAGGGAAGGAAAAGGGGAAAAGAGGUUAAAAGUUUUAAACAUUAUAGACAGUUUUUAUAUAUAACUUAUUUAAUAUGAAUGUGACAAGCAUAACCUUUUCUCUGGAGCUAUAUUCAUAAAAAUAUUUAGUCACAUCUCUAAGAAUAGAGAAAGGAAUUGUCCUGGGGAAGUAAAAGAGAAAGGGAAUAUUAAUGACUUUUUAAAAAUCCACAAAUGCCAAAAAUGAAAAAGAAAUACAACCUCAAACCAAAUAUUAUUUAGUCCUAAGGCACCUUCUUGAGGUUCAGGUUUCCAUAGGCCCCUUGUUUCAAAUUAGUGCUGAGUUUGGCAUUUCAUGGCAAAUCUGGGGCCUGGUUUUUGCCAUGCCAUCAAAAGCCUCUGGAGUAUAAGGUCAAUAUUUGUUUACUUGGGUGAUUUUAGAAAAAGCCAGAGAGGCACCAAAACUUCAAGUUCUUAUCCAUGCCUUAGCAGGAUAAUCACAGGAAUUUUGAAUAUUCAGAAGGAAAUAGCACUUUUUUGGAAAGAGGAACAAGAUGAAUAGAAAAUAAAACUUACUGUUUUGUUUUUAUGUCACCUCACCUUUCUCCUCCCCACCCCCAUAUGCUCCCAGUUUGCGUGUCAUUGGUUAGUAAAUGUUGUUGUUUAAAGAAGGGCUUGGGGCUGGGGAUCCUAAAUUGUUUUUAAUGUUUUAAGGAAAAAACUGCAUUAUUUUUGUAAAGUAUUUAUUAAGUUGUUGUGUCUCAUGCAUCAGGCAAUUUUGAUAUGAUCUGCUUCUGUAGGGUGGGAUUUGGUGCAAGUAAAGGACUGAUUUGUAGGGAAUAUUUUACUUGCAAAACUCUAGAAAAAGAGAAUCUAUAAAUAAAAUCAUUAUAGUAUUUA